AAACGGCAAAUGGGUCGAGAGUUUUACGUGGUGCGUUUUCUACCAUCACGGCUGGCGCAUGUUAUGUACAAAUAUCUUAUAUAUGUUCGGCGCUUUGCAGCCCUCUUGAGACGAGAGCAACAGACUCAGUCAUAUCUAUACCAUCACCAACGGCUGCUGUUCCAUAGUGGCGGAAAGCCGUGGUGCACUGCCCGGCUUACAUCGAUACUCAAGCAGGCAACUUCAGAGAUCUGGCAACGCGAGGUUAAUAUUCGAACUUUUCGACAGAUAGCCAUCAGUAUCACGGAGAAGCACGUCAGAGAGGUGCACUCGCCGCUCAAUAUCUAUGACGAUACCACCGCAGACGCUGAUCUGAAUGCCGCAUUCGCCUGGCAAAGCGGACAUCGUCCCUUACAGCGAGGAAUCACCUAUAGACUUGAUGGGGCAUUUCCCAACCAGCUUCAACCAGCACUUCUUCGCUCUUAUGAGUGGGCAUCUACUCGUUGGCAUGAAUUUAUUCGUCAGCCUAGCAAAACGAACUGUGGCCCGAGCAAUGUUUCUAUGAAUCCUCAAUGCACCCCUCACGACAAUUGGCUUAUGCGUGGUAACAUUCACUUU
Messenger RNA from Fusarium oxysporum Fo47, 597 nucleotides. RefSeq lists its product as uncharacterized. The record is from RefSeq and is a predicted model, not a curated record. The annotation marks the transcript as partial. The transcript is spliced from 2 exons. NCBI's taxonomy places the organism in Eukaryota, Fungi, Ascomycota, Sordariomycetes, Hypocreales, Nectriaceae.